GGAAAAGACCACUAAUUAUUUUCCCAUAGAACUCUAUACAAACCUUAGGCCCUCUCAGUACUUUACUAUGACAAUUUCAGAAAAAUCCUUGGCAUCAUUUGAAACUUUGUUCUAAGCCCUAACAAAAAAUACUGAAAAAAAUAUAUGGUCCCAUGGCGUUUGUAGGUCAAAAUUGCAGUUGUUUACAACUUAUAGCGAUCAGCAGUAAAUAACACUCUACAGCAAAAAUCAACCCCCACUCCUAAAAUCUCCCCUGGUAAUUCUAUAGUUUCUGUAAUAUUCCCUCAUCCCAUCAUUUAUUUCAAACAUCAUUAAUUUUACUUUAAAAUGAAAACAAUUACAUACCUGAUUUCAGCCAAUGGCAUAACGCCUAACCAUUCAGUACUCUAUACAACAUUCCAUAACAAACAAAGCCAUGUGUUCAUCCGGGGAUUUGGUGCUCUCAUUCCUUACCUCGUAACCUGUCAUGAUCAGUCUGUCAUGCUAACUGAGAUGAGCUCUAUAUCGGAAACAAAAGCGGUUAAUCUCUUGAUAGAACCAUUCUAUGGGGGCUCACAUAAGCAGCUCAUAGAUAUGAUUUACAAUACAAUUCCAGAUUGCCAUUUGAUUACAAUGACAGCCAAAAAAUGGCACUGGAGAUCAAGGGUUGCUGCCCUCUACUUGGCUCAAAAUAUCCCUGUCUCCAAAGAUUACAGGGUCCUUUUCUGCAGUAGUGUCCUGAAUUUAGCCGAGCUAACAGCUCUUAGACCAGACUUGGCACCACUAAAGAAAAUCAUUUAUUUUCAUGAAAAUCAGCUCAUUUAUCCUGUGAGAGAAAAGAAAGAAAGAGACAUUCAGCAUGGCUACAACCAAAUUCUGUCAUGUUUAGUUGCAGAUAGAGUUGUCUUUAACUCCCAUCAUAACAUGGAAUCUUUCCUAUCCUCAAUCGACCAUUUUCUGCACAUUAUUCCAGACUAUCGACCUAAGAAUUUGGCCAACCAGAUCAGAUCCAAAUGUCAAGUGAUUUAUUUCCCUUUACUUGAUAGAAAAAAGUUUUCAACUGAUGAGGGUUUGCAGAUGGAUUCCUGUUCAUUACCAUGCAAUCAGAUCAAUAACCCAGCAUCUCAGGAAUUAAUAGCCAAUCAGAGCACAACCUCAGAGACAAUAUUAUCCUAUCAGGGUAGUGAUUCAGAGUCUGAGAGAUUAACAACCAAUGAGGAUCUUACUUUAGAAUUACAGAGGUCCAUUUGUGGUACUGAGAGCAUAACACCCAGUGAGAUGCUAGAUUUGGAUUCAAAAAAUAAAAACAGCACCAAGAGAACAGAAUUAGUGACUUCAAAUACUAGUACCUCAGAAAACCAGACAUGUACACUUACUGACCAAUCUAAUAUAACCGACACAGUGACUGCAAACUCAACAGCAAAUCAGAUGCAAAAAUUUACAGACCUUUCUGUAAUUCAAGCCCAAAGAAGUCAUGACUUGCAGAAUAGUGUGUCAAGGGACAAUCUCCCUAAACAGGAAGAGAGGCCAUUGCAUAUUGUGUGGGCUCACAGAUGGGAACAUGACAAGGGGCCUGAAUCAUUCUUUAACACUGUGAUCAAUUUACACAAAGAGGGGUGUCGAUUUAAGCUCUCUGUCCUUGGAGAACAGUUUACAGAUAAUCUAGGUGUUUUUGAGAAAUCAAAGCCAAUCCUUGGGGAACAUUUGGAACAUUGGGGAUAUGUACCAAGCAAGGCAGAAUUUCAUCGUGUCCUUGAAAAGGCAGAUGUAGCAGUUUCUACUGCUCUGCAUGAAUUCUUUGGAGUUUCCAUGUUGGAAGCAGUCCAAAUGAAAUGCUAUCCCUUGUGUCCAAAUCGUUUGGUCUAUCCUGAAAUAUAUCCAAAACAGUAUUUGUAUAAUACAGACAACCAGUUGUUAAAAACAUUGAGAAGAUUUUGUCGUCAUCCAAAAUUGGUCAGGGAACACAAGAUACAGGUAGAUCUUUCAAAGUUUUCAUGGGAAGAAAGGAGAAGUGACUUUGAGGACUUAUUUUGUGUGUAAUACUUAUAAUGGAAAAGAUAUGUAAAAUUUUUCCUUUUGACUUUCUUUUCAAAGUUGUUUUCUUAUAAACUCCAGAACGUCUACUUGUUAAUCAUUGAAGAAUAACUUUAUGUUGAUAAAUUGUUUGAAGAAAAAAAUUAAAA
Molecule: messenger RNA, 2162 nt
Organism: Saccostrea echinata
Lineage: Eukaryota; Metazoa; Mollusca; Bivalvia; Ostreida; Ostreidae
Product: glycosyltransferase-like domain-containing protein 1
Exons: 9
Coding region: 328-2019 (563 amino acids)
Molecular function (GO): glycosyltransferase activity
Source: RefSeq, a predicted model, not a curated record